Messenger RNA from Sitodiplosis mosellana (orange wheat blossom midge), 3350 nucleotides. RefSeq names its product spectrin beta chain-like. The transcript is spliced from 5 exons. Bases 1 to 690 code for a protein of 229 amino acids. The record is from RefSeq and is a predicted model, not a curated record. NCBI's taxonomy places the organism in Eukaryota, Metazoa, Arthropoda, Insecta, Diptera, Cecidomyiidae. Gene Ontology annotation, cellular component: cell junction; cell projection; plasma membrane. Gene Ontology annotation, biological process: actin cytoskeleton organization; neuron development. Gene Ontology annotation, molecular function: actin filament binding; phospholipid binding.
AUGGAAAAGAAAAACUGGACAUUGAUUAUGACACGGCCGAACGACAGAAGACAGGGUGGAUUCGAAUCGAGACGUUCAACUCCAUUUGCAUCGGGAUCAUCUUCACGAACACCGGGUAGUGGUGGUUCAUUGAAAAUUGUCCGCCGUUCUGGUGAACGAUCAAAAAGUCCAUUCCGUAGUUUCAGGUGGAAACGCGGCACUUCACGCAACAUUGAGCUUGAGUACGAUGAAGAAGGUGCCCAAGGUGAUGCUAGUGGCGUUGAAGGUGUUUUAGUUCGCAAACACGAUUGGGAAAGUACGACCAAGAAAGCAGCUAACCGUUCAUGGGAUAAGGUUUAUAUUGUGGCUCGUAACUCCCGGUUAACGUUCUUCAAAGAUCAGAAAGCAUCAAAGGUUUUGCCAGAAGCAACGUUCCGCGGCGAACUACCAUUAAUAUUGGAUGGCGCAAGCGUUGAUGUAGCCAAUGACUAUAAGAAACGAAAACAUGUGUUCAGAAUAAAGUUUGUCAAUGGCAGCGAAUUUUUGUUACAAGCGCACGAUGAUGCCGAAUUACAGCAGUGGGUCAGCGCAUUGAAGGUACAAUGUCAAACCGCAUCGGGAAGCGAAAGCCGUUCACAGACAUUGCCCGCAUCAUCACAGCAAAAAGAUGAGACCAAAAAGAAAUCAUUCUUUACGCUGAAGAAAAAGUAAAUAUCCCAAUUUAAAAAAAAGAAACCAAGCAAACCAGCCAAUUUUCACUUUUGCAUUUCUAUAUUGCAUUAUUUCUACAAGCAAACAAUUCUUUAAACAAAACAAUGAAUUAAAUUAAAAAACAAUGUGCUUGUCAAAGUAAACAUCACACACCGACACUCUCACGAGUCACUAGAUUUAUUUGUGGAUAAAAAGAAGAAAAAAUUAACAAAGCCAAAAGAAAAAAAAACAGUGACAAAAUACAAAACACUGUUGUUGCAUAUAUGGCAUGAUGAUCGUAAUUAGCUUAAGCACGGUUUUUGUUUAAUUUUUUGUCUAUUGUCUUCUAAAUUGCCCAGUUUCGAGUGCCUGAUUUUAUCUUUUCGGUUCCUUUUAACAAUAUUUACGUUCUUUCGUCUUUCUGUAUUAUCAAUGUAGUGAAUAUAUUACUAGAGUUAAAUUCGCAUUAAGAACACUUAUUAGUUUUUUUUUAUUUCGGAUCAAAGAGAACAAAAUGUCAACCAUUCAUGUUAUUGGUGGCUUUAUUUCGUCUUAAGAUUUCAAGCUAAACUGAAUAGUCAAAUUGAAACUCAAUGUGAAAACCAUUUGGCUGAUGAGAAAAUGGGCGAAAUAAGAAUCCAAGCCGGGAGUUGUAGUAAUGGAAACAGGGAAGCAUUAAAUUAAAGGGUUUUGUUCAUUAGUAAUGAUGUUGACAGUUUGUUCUUUGCAAAAGAUGCAAAAUCGCAUGCUGAGUUAGUUUGCAUGGUUGCGAGCGGUGGCAAGAGUAUUGAAAACUUUAUUUUCUUUUGGGCAAGCUUACAUUUAUCUUUUGCAGUUAAUAUUUAAUGAGCAUGAAUUAAGUCAAACAACCAGAUGGAAAUGGAUGUGGCAAUAAUUUUCCCUUUUUCUGCAUGAAAGCGCUGAUUAUUCUUUUUCCUUUCAAUUUGCCUGUAGUUUAAUAAUUCGAUGUAAAGAAAUUUAUUAACAAUUUUAAACUCAAAUAACACGAAAAAUGAUGAAAACAAAACUUGUUCCUACCGACAAACAGUAGACUCACAAAACAACUGCACAGAAACACAUAUGCUCACACACAGACACGGAAAUGUGGUUAAAAAUUACGUUGAAUUUUUGGUGACAGUUUGUUUCUUUUUUUGGUUUAUUUGUUUAAUUUAAGACGUUUUCUGCCAAUGUGUUUCCGUUUUUUUCUGUUCAGUUCGUACAAAAAGUGUAUUUGUAUUUUAGAUUGGUGUUUAAAAGUUGAUUUGCUUAAAAACAAAACAAAAAACGAUUUUAUUUACGUAUUCAAAAUUAAUUAAGUUAUAAAAAAUGCACUCUACUGCCCAGCGAAUUAUUUUUGACCGAUUCCAAAAAAUUUCUCUUUUUUGUCAUUUUCAGUUAAACAAACUUUUCAAAUUCAUCGUCCUCGAGCACACAACAUUUUACACAGACACACUCAAUUACAGACAAAUUUACAAAAAAAAACAAACAUAAAAAUCUAUGAUAUUUGCUGUCUUAAAGAAAACUUUAAACAAACACAAAAAAAACAUGGGCCUUGCGUUGCGAUCCAGCUUUAGAAUUUUUAUGAAUUAAAAUAAACAAAUAAAAAAGUACGCAAAAAAUAUUGUUAAUGUAGCAAAACAAAAUCAACAACUCCAAAUUAAUUUGAAAGCAAAUUAAAACAAAAAAGGAACAAUCGAAGAAAAAAAGAGAAACCAUUUGAUUCCUAUACAAAUAUGAUUAUCGCAAUUUUAAUUACAUUAUUCGAGUUAUAAUUUGUUCUAUUUUUCCUAUUACUUCUUUCCAUCAAUUUUAUUAUGUUUUUUCUGUCCGUUUUUUUUUUCAUAACGCAUCCGUUUUAGCGAAUUAAAGAGCUUCAUUUAUUUAUGCAAAGAAAAAUGUAUUUUACGAGAGCAAGAACAAAAUAUCUUCAUAAUUUCCUUUGAAACUAUGUCUUCUUUUGUUGUUCAUUAUACAAAGAAACAAAAAAAAGUGAGAAAUAAACGUCCAAACUUUACACUGCGAAGGGAAAAUUUAUUUUUAAUACAAUUGCAGAACAGAAUUUGAGUGCAGUUAAUUUACACACGCAUUUUUAUGUGUUAAGUUAAAUUAAAAAAUUUAGAGAAAUAAAUUGAAAUCGCCCAAAAAUGAUGCAGAAAACACUCAGUGUGACCGAAAGAAAAAAAGCCAGCGACAAUUUCCAUUGCGAUCACAACACAGCAUCGGCGAACCACAACACUCUACAGAAAAACCGCAACAAAACAAACCGUUUUCAAAAAAUAUUCAUCUAAUAAGGUUAAAUUUAGCAUAAAAAAAAUGAAAAAAAACUACUACGUACGAUUUAGAUAUAUUAAAGUAUUUGUUUGAUUGGUUAAUGUUCUUUUUUUUAAUUUUCUGCCUGUACACGAAUUUUGAUGCAUUCAAAUCAAAGCAACAUCAACACACACACACAAAAAUCUAUAUAAUUCAAACGAUAAUAAUAAAUAUAUUAACACAAUCGUUUCGUGAUCUGUUCGAAAGGAGCUCUGUUGUGGCAUGGACGAAAACUGCCUCCAAGAAUUCCGUUAAAAUGAACCAAAUACAAAUUAGCUCAAUUUCAAACUCUUCUUAAGAUUUCAACACAUUUUGACAUAGACCAUAGUGAUCAAAAGUAUUAAAUGAAACAAAUACCAAUUAUUGAAAAU